Molecule: messenger RNA, 1553 nt
Organism: Oncorhynchus keta (chum salmon)
Lineage: Eukaryota; Metazoa; Chordata; Actinopteri; Salmoniformes; Salmonidae
Product: transcription factor HES-5-like
Exons: 2
Coding region: 131-685 (184 amino acids)
Biological process (GO): regulation of neurogenesis; regulation of transcription by RNA polymerase II; anterior/posterior pattern specification
Cellular component (GO): nucleus
Molecular function (GO): RNA polymerase II cis-regulatory region sequence-specific DNA binding; protein dimerization activity; DNA-binding transcription factor activity, RNA polymerase II-specific
Source: RefSeq, a predicted model, not a curated record
CUGAGCAUGUGGCAGCUCCACACUCCUUACUGUCCUCCCAAGCUCUCCCAUUGGCUACAGACUGUGAGAAACUCCAACAAGCCCAAGACCCACACAUUCAUAUGCAGAUUUGGGACAAUAUAUAGGAGAGAUGAAGCCAGUAGAGAUCAGAUUCUCUCUACACAGACCUCUACAGCACAGAGAUCCAGCCAUGGUACCUACAAUCACUUCAACGAUGAUCUACCCUAAGGAGCACCUGACUCUGACAAACAAGCUAAGAAAGCCAGUGGUGGAGAAGUUACGCAGAGAUCGUAUCAACAACAGCAUUGAGCAGCUCAAGUCUCUCCUGGUUCCAGAGAUCCUCAACCAGCAGUCCGACUCCAAGCUGGACAAAGUCGACAUCCUGGAGAUGACAGUUUGCUUCCUGAGACGACAGCAACAGAACCAGCCAGUGAGCUCCUCCUCCUGCUCAGCACCUGUCAAUCAGGGUUACUCCAGGUGUGUCCAUGAGAUUGUUCACUUCCUGUCUAAAGAUGAGCAGAAGUCACAGUCCCAGAGAAGACUGCUGCAACACUUCCAGAGCCUGCAGCCAUCCUCUGAUAAGAACAGGAGGGAGAUUGACGGUCCUCAGCUAAGCUCCCCAGCCCAGCACAGCAUCAGCAAAGAGAAGAGUCCAGUAAACAUCGCCCCCUGGAGGCCCUGGUAGAGACCUACAGACUGGAGCUCCACUCAGACAAACACAACGGAUGGACCAUGUUGGUCUAAGAUUAAUUUAAUGGACAGUAAUGAGUAUAAUAAAAUAUAUUCUUCAUCUUCUGCUUAUGCAGGACUUUUUUUAAAGUCUUGCUGUGAGACGUUUAAUUAAAGUUGUACUGAACAAGUUAACAUUCUCUGAGAAAAUAAUCAAAUUGAUAAUUUAAAUAACGUUAAUGUUUUGUGAAACAUGUUGAUUAUAUUAAUCUUGUUUUUAUAUUCAUGAUCAAAAAUAACUUUAAUGCUCCUCCAUGAGAACUUUUAACCCACAAUGGAUAUUAUAUAAUCAGUCUGUUUGUGAUUAUCUAUGACUGAUCUGUUUAAAGGUCAAAAUGUAUAAGACAUUGCCACUACAUUUGUGUAGUGAUAUAGUCAUAUUGACUUUGUAUUGAGCAUCUUCUGUGAAGCAUGUAUCAGUUAUAUAUUUGAUAUUGAUCAACUUGAGCUACAGCAUCAAUGUUCCUCCGUGAGGAUUAUUUACCCAAACUGGGUAUUAUACCUGCUAUCAUCACUCUGUGAUUAACAAUAUUUGAUUUGUUUAAAGAUCGAACUUCAUUUGUGAAAUGAUCAAUCAUGUUAUUUGAAUAAUAAUUUUAUUGCAAAUGUGAUUUUAAAAAAAUGUCUAAUUGAAAAACAUGAUUAUUUUGAACAAUUAUUUUGUCUUUCAUAAAGAAAGUAACUUUGUAUCCUAUACUCUGAUAGAGUAUCAUAUCUUGGAGAUUUGUUCAAGUUCUUGUUGUGAUGUUUAAUCACUGUAUUUCUCUUGAAAUAUUUACCUUAAAUUAAGGUAUUCAAUGAUGUGACUCAGUGAGUCAGUCUGA